AUGCAACGAAGCCAACCACAUGUUACCAGGCCAGCAUCUAACUUCCGUAAAAGGUCUCCAGUGCCUCAAGUCAAAUUCCAACCCAUUUACUCAGAUGAGGGCUCUAUUAAUUCUCUCUCACGUGGCAAUACAUCGAAAGACGAAACUUCUGAAAUUUUUGAAACGGACAAUGAUGAUGCGGAAGAAGUGAACCUGAUCAUAACCAAUCUAAGAGGAAUGAAGCUCUCCGAGUUGAGAGCUCUUGCGAAAUCUCGUGGUUUGAAAGGAUUCUCAAAUGACGUGUUAGAUCAGAUAUCAGAAGACGAAACUUCGGAAAUUUUUGAAAUCAACAAGGAUGAUGCGGAAGAAGUGAACCCGAUCAUAACCAAUCUAAGUGGAAUGAAGCUCUCCGAGUUGAGAGCUCUUGCGAAAUCUCGUGGUUUGAAAGGAUUCUCAAAGAUGAAAAAACAAGAGCUCAUUGAGUUGCUAAGUGGAGGCUCAAUCUGA
This is a messenger RNA of Fraxinus pennsylvanica, 486 nucleotides long. Lineage: Eukaryota; Viridiplantae; Streptophyta; Magnoliopsida; Lamiales; Oleaceae. The record is from the annotation of a GenBank genome assembly.